Syngnathoides biaculeatus (alligator pipefish) is the source of this 978-nucleotide messenger RNA. It is a transcript of the gene sdf2, whose product is annotated as stromal cell-derived factor 2. Bases 52 to 735 code for a protein of 227 amino acids. The transcript is spliced from 3 exons. The record is from RefSeq and is a predicted model, not a curated record. NCBI's taxonomy places the organism in Eukaryota, Metazoa, Chordata, Actinopteri, Syngnathiformes, Syngnathidae.
GAUGACGUCAUCAGUGACGGACGGCAAAUCAAACCAGGAAGAAGAAGAACGAUGGCCUCCUUCAAUCGUGAUCUCCUUUCUCGCCUUUUCGCCGUUCUUUUCGUGUCUUGCCUGAUGUUAUUCCGCAACUCGCUGUGCUCGGAGCUGACGUCCGUCACGUGCGGUUCGGUGCUCAAACUUCUAAACGUCAAACACAACGUGAGACUCCAUUCGCACGACGUACGCUACGGCUCAGGAAGCGGCCAGCAGUCGGUGACGGGCGUGACCAGCGUGGAGGACGGCAACAGCUACUGGAGCGUCCGCGGCACGCGCGACGCGGCCUGCCUCCGGGGGAACGCCGUCAAGUGCGGGCAAAACAUCCGCCUGACGCACGUCAACACCGGGCGCAACCUGCACAGCCAUCACUUCAGCUCGCCGCUCUCCUCCAACCAGGAAGUGAGCGCUUUUGGUGAGGACGGCGAGGGGGACCACCUGGACGACUGGACGGUGGAGUGCGGAGGGACGGAGUGGAAGCGCGCCGAGCCCGUCCGCUUCCGCCACAAAGCCACCGACGCGGCGCUGGCGGUGACGGGCGAGCAGUAUGGACGCCCCAUCAGCGGCCAAAGGGAGGUCCACGCCAUGGCCGGGUCUGGCCAGCACAGCCUGUGGAAGGCCAUGGAGGGGGUCUUCAUCAAGCUCGCCGACACCCCCCUCCCGUCCGACCGGGACCACGCCUACACCCACACAGAGUUCUGAACAUGUUUGGUACCUUCUGGAUCCUUGCCAGCAGUCUCCCGACUUGUGUCGGCUUCACUGACUUCCUGUCUUUGACAGAAGUGAACAGACAACUUCCUGCUGUAAGAUGUGCCCCUUGUUGUGCCGCUCUUUAGUGCCACACAUUUGGACGAUGCAACAAAACAAAUAAAGCAGUAGAUUUCAUUCAUUACUUCAGUUCCAAGGCAGUGUUGUUUACGUCUUGCAAUAAAAUGCUAAAAUUCA